Molecule: messenger RNA, 1485 nt
Organism: Leucoraja erinaceus (little skate)
Lineage: Eukaryota; Metazoa; Chordata; Chondrichthyes; Rajiformes; Rajidae
Product: desmin-like
Exons: 9
Coding region: 25-1440 (471 amino acids)
Biological process (GO): skeletal muscle organ development
Cellular component (GO): intermediate filament; Z disc; cell-cell junction
Source: RefSeq, a predicted model, not a curated record
AGUCGGGCUUUGAACACCAGAGGCAUGGCUUACUCCAGCACCACCACCUCAUCCAGCUCAUACAGGAGGGCGUUCGGGGGCAACGUGAUGGGGUCCCCACAGCUUGGCCGGGCCGCCUUCUCCAGCGGUCGCUACAGCAGCGGCAGCGGUGGCGGUGGCUCCCGGCUCCUGGUGUCCAAGUCCAGCGCGGUUCCUCUCUUCUCCUCGCUGUCCGGGAUGGGUGUCGGGGGUGGGGGUGGUGGUGGAAGCUACAGGGUGAAGGCUCCCAGCCGCGGCUACGAGGUGGUGGACUUCAACCUGGCAGAUGCCCUGAAUCAGGAGUUCCUGCACACUCGCACCAACGAGAAGGCGGAGAUGCAACACUUGAAUGACCGCUUCGCCAGCUACAUCGAGAAGGUGCGCUUCCUGGAGCAGCAGAACAAGGUGCUGGCAGCCGAGCUGGGCCGUCUCAAGGGGCAGGAGCCCGGGCGCGUCAACGACCUGUUCGAGCAGGAGAUGAGGGAGCUCCGGAGGCAGGUGGACGCGCAGACCAACGAGAAACUCCGGGUGGAGGUGGAGAGAGACAACCUGGCAGACGACCUGCUGAAACUCAAGCAGAGGUUGCAGGAGGAGAUACAACUCAAGGAGGAAGCUGAACAUAACUUGGCAGCAUUCCGCCAGGAUGUGGAUGCAGCCACCCUGGCACGACUGGAAUUGGAGCGCAGGAUCGAGUCUCUCAACGAGGAGAUCGCCUUCCUCAAGAAGGUCCAUGAGGAGGAACUCCACGAGCUCCACGCUCAGCUCCAGGAGCAGCAGGUCCAGGUGGAGAUCGACGUGGCCAAGCCCGACCUCACCGCCGCUCUCCGUGACAUCCGCGCCCAGUACGAGUCCAUCUCCGCCAAGAACGUACAGGAGGCCGAGGAGUGGUACAAGUCCAAGGUUGCGGACCUGAACCAGAGCGCGGUGAAGCACAAUGACGCACUGCGGCAGGCCAAGCAGGAGGCCAUGGAGUUCAGGCACCAGAUACAGACCUACACCUGCGAGAUCGACGCCCUCAAGGGAUCUAACGAGUCGCUGCUGCGGCAGCUGCGUGAGAUGGAGGAGCGUUUUGGGGGCGAGGCGGGGGGCUACGCCGACACCAUUGGCCACCUGGAGGAGGAGAUCAGGCGCCUGAAGGACGAGAUGGCCCGGCACCUGCGGGAAUACCAGGACCUCCUCAACGUCAAGAUGGCCCUGGACGUGGAGAUAGCCACCUACCGCAAGCUGCUGGAGGGCGAGGAGAGCAGGAUCGUGGCUCCUGUACAGUCGUUCUCCAGCCUCAGCUUCAGAGAGACCAGCCCUGAGCAGCAGCCGCGACACGCUGAGGUCCACAGCAAGAAGACGGUGACCAUCAAAACAUACGAGACCCGCGAUGGAGAGCUGAUCAGCGAGUCUUCACAGCAGCAACAGGAGAUGGCUUAAACCUACCACGGAGAUGUACAGAACGUGUGGCCCACCCCUCACCUC